Messenger RNA from Perkinsus marinus ATCC 50983, 1200 nucleotides. RefSeq lists its product as hypothetical. The record is from RefSeq and is a predicted model, not a curated record. Gene Ontology annotation, cellular component: mitochondrion. The coding region runs from base 1 to 1200 and encodes 399 amino acids. NCBI's taxonomy places the organism in Eukaryota, Perkinsozoa, Perkinsida, Perkinsidae. The transcript has 11 exons.
AUGUCCGGUCAGAAGCCCCUGCACUUCUUACGGCAAACUCCAUGGUGGCGAGAGGUGGAGAGCUUCUUAGAAUCAGGGAAGGACUCCAAAGCUCUUCCUAAGACGGUCAACUCGGCGGAGAGGGACGUGAUACGUCAAAUAUGUAAACACUUCGACUGUAGUUUCAAGGUGAAGGGUACAGGCAUCCAGCGGCAGAUGUAUCUCAUCAAGCCAGAUUUCAGCUACUUCGAUCGAGUUGAAGCGGAUCAGGCUGCUUCGCAGGCUUUGGCUUUGCACAGCCGUGGAACUGAUGAGCAGAACGAUGCUGAAGCACAUCGGAAAGCUAUUGCGACCUUGAGUGCUACCAUUAACCGGUUGAAGGACAUGUUUGUCGAUCGGUCUUUCCGCUUCGGACAAACCCAGAUUACUAUGGCUCGGGACGAAAGGAAACUGGAAAUCGCCACUCGAGAAGCAGAUAUACUACGGAAGCUGGUGGCAGCCUAUGAGGGGAUAGUUCAUAGCGUGUCUGAAAGGUUCGCGGGAGCGGUCAAAGAGAUCGAUAUGGACCACAUCAAUGCUCUGCAAAACGAAAUGUCCAGUCUCCGUGCUAGAGGAAGAGAAACGACACAAUACUCGCUCUGCGUGCGUUGCAGCCGAGCUAGCGUUACGACUGCAGUGUCUCCCUGUGGGCAUGUGUUUUGUACUGAUUGCGCAAAAAGAGUUUACGAUGACGGCAAGUGUGUGAUAUGUCGCGUGAAGACCGUAGAGCGCGCCAAGACUAUGGAGCCUUCAUCGAAGCUUUCUGAGGACUCUCUUCUAAGCUGGCAACUACGGCAAACUUUCCUAACAGCAGCCAUCCCCUUUGUUGGUUUCGGUUUCUUGGACAACAGUAUCAUGCUGGUCGCAGGUGACUUCAUAGAUGCAAAGCUAGGUGCCGCACUUGGUAUUACUACUCUGGCAGCUGCAGCUUUGGGUAAUUCCAUCGGGGAUGUAUCAGGGAUAUGGCUGGGGAGCACAGUCGAAGCUUUCACUCAUAGAAUGGGUCUUCCUGACCCUAAUUUAACCAAGGCACAACGUAUGUUGCAUUCUGUAGCUCUCACGAAGACAGCUGGGAAUGUUGUCGGGGUACUCAUCGGUUGUUUUCUGGGUGAGACCAGUGACCAGAAUGUUCCCUCUGAUGUGGCCGGAAGAUUAUCGUCUGUGGCGUUCACCAGAGCAUAA